AUGCCUGCAAGGACUCGGCCGGUUGAGAAGUUUGCCAAGGCCACAGCCCAGUGCUCGGUCGAGGCCGCAGCAUAUGGCAAGUGCGUCGUUUCCGACUACAAUUCGGUUCACAAAGACAUGUGUGCCAAGGAGUUUAUGCGGUUGAAAGAUUGUUUCUUGGUGAGUAGGCCUGGCUUCGCUGAGGAGAUUGGGCAUCCCAGGCGUCUUAUUAUGGGUGUAAUUACUGUGAACUAUGGUCGUUAA
Messenger RNA from Penicillium cinerascens, 243 nucleotides. RefSeq lists its product as uncharacterized. The record is from RefSeq and is a predicted model, not a curated record. Gene Ontology annotation, biological process: mitochondrial respiratory chain complex I assembly. NCBI's taxonomy places the organism in Eukaryota, Fungi, Ascomycota, Eurotiomycetes, Eurotiales, Aspergillaceae. Gene Ontology annotation, cellular component: mitochondrion. The transcript is spliced from 3 exons. The coding region runs from base 1 to 243 and encodes 80 amino acids.